Messenger RNA from Acyrthosiphon pisum (pea aphid), 988 nucleotides. RefSeq lists its product as uncharacterized. Bases 1 to 819 code for a protein of 272 amino acids. Lineage: Eukaryota; Metazoa; Arthropoda; Insecta; Hemiptera; Aphididae. The transcript is spliced from 5 exons. The record is from RefSeq and is a predicted model, not a curated record.
AUGAGCAGUUUAAUAAUAAAGUAUGGAUUUCAAAGUAUUAAACCACACUUUUUAUAUACAAAUGACAAAGGUAAAAUGUUAUAUGAGAGUAAUCAUGUGUUAGGAGUUCAAGAACUGAAACUAAUUGAUGGAUUAAGUGUAAUAACUGGUUCAGUUGUUAGGCAAACAAGUGUUACGUUAGAGCCUUAUAAAGUGAAACUUGAGAAACACUCUAUAAUUGUUGAAAUCAUUGGCAAAAUGUCAAUCAAAACGUUUGGACUUAUUUUAUUUUUCUCAUCGACUCAAUCUGAAAAUAUUUUUAGGCCAAACUUGCCUCUGGGCGAAUAUCGCAUCGUGAUUGAUAAAGUAUAUCCGUGUGAAACAACAAAAAACCAUCCGAUUCAAUAUAAUUGGUAUUUUAGUAAAAAAACAUCAAAAAUAACGGAGUUAAAAGGCAAUACGACAUUCUUGAUACCUUUCGAUGAUACUCUUACACUCGAUUAUAACUUUGCGUCUUGGGGCUCAACUGGUGGAUGGGUGCCAAAUGCGUAUAUUCUCAAUACAAAAAAAGCAUGCAGUACUAUUAAAAAUCUCGGUGGAAAUGCAUGGUAUAACUAUACAAAGGGUUUCAACAUGCCAACUGAUAAAUGUCCAUUACCAGUGGGUACAUAUAUUACGCCAGGGAUCGAUAAGAAGAAUCUUGAAGAUAUGAACUUUCCCAAAGUAUAUUUUUAUGGAAAAUAUAAACUUGUGUGUCGCUAUAAAAAUUUGAAAAAUGAAGUAGUUAGCUGCAUUGUUGUUGAGCUUAAUCUUAUGCGACCUUGGGAAACACCAAUUUGAUUACACUAUAUGAAAUAAUAAUAUAAUAUGUUAUUAACUUGUUAUGAAGACUAUGUAAUAAAUAUUUUGAACAAUCCCAACAGUACAGAUUUAAUUAAAAUUCUAAGGAAAGGGGCAAUAUCCUUUUGAUCUAUAAAUUGUACUUUUGACUAUUUAACCACUUAAGCCA